Molecule: messenger RNA, 3894 nt
Organism: Linum trigynum
Lineage: Eukaryota; Viridiplantae; Streptophyta; Magnoliopsida; Malpighiales; Linaceae
Source: the annotation of a GenBank genome assembly
GGGGAAAUUGAUGGACAACAAUUUUUUUUUUAAAAAAAAAAAUUGACGAAAAUAUCAAAAAAUAGUUGCAGCUCGACAACCCUCCUUGCUUACGUCGGUCUCCUAUGCACUAUUUGGCUGAAUCGCAUCGAGACCCGAAUAUCUUUGGGGUGAAUUAGUAGGGGUGGUUAUAUGGUCCGGUCCGGUCCGGUUAAAUUGGACCAAAUUGAUCUGGUCUCAGUACGAUCUUUUCGGGAAUAUAAGGACCAAAUAUUGGAUUGGAUACAGUCCGAUCUUGAUCCGGUCCGGUCAGUGGCGGAUCCAGAAAUUCUACGUAGGGGUGUCCUCUAUGAAAAAUUAAAUUAAAUAAUUGUUAAUAUGAAAAUAUCUAACUAAUAAAAGUUUCAUUAAAAGUUCAGACGUGUUUCAUCAAAUGAUAAAAUGCAUUCGGUGUUUAUACUGCUCAACAAAUAUCUCUCGACAUAUCUUAAUAGACAAGAAUAUCAUGUAAUUGAGUUUAAUCGUUAGGUUUUGAAAAUAAUUUGAGAUAAUAAUAACAUUUUAUUAUUAUAUUUGGAUCUAAAACACAAUAACAAAUGAGUUGUAGCGUAAUUGAAAAUAUAUUAACUAAUAGUGACAGUGUCCCAAAUUUAAAUCACUUAAACUACUACUUAAAUAUUAUUUAUACCAAUACGCAAACUACUACGAGAGAUUGGAUAAUCAUUUUCCAAAAUUUUAAAGGUGUCCCACUAUUACUUAAACAUUUUUUUUCCCAUACACAAAUUGCUAUCGUAGAUUAAAUAAUCGUGUUUCCAAAUUUUAGGGGUGUCCCGGGACACCCCUAACCAUGCAUGUAUCCGCCACUGGGUCCGGUCCCAAUUUGAUCUUGAUUUUAGGUGCUGGGGUCUCUCUACUACCACUAUAAAAGAUCACCAAAUCUCCAAGGUAAAUGUAAGUGGAAAAAUUCAUGCUUAGAUCCCCUAAAUUUAAGAUAUAAUUAGUGGAGACGUUGAUUUUCAACUCCAUUUCCCUAAUCUUUUUCUUAGAUCAUAUUCUGCUUAUCCAAAAAGCACUCACUAACUUGAGUGAGUUGGAGGACCUUAUUGCUAGCAUUCACUGUAACAGAGUAUGUAACUACAUAUCAGGUUCAAUCAACUCUAAACUUCAACUUUAAAAGUUUGAAGUCCGACACAACUCCGACAUCAACAAAGGUGGUAUUCGAUGGGAAACUAUGUGUAUAGAAUAUUUUAUACUAAAUUUUAAUUUAUCAUCUAGUCUACAGUUAGAAGAUUAUUAUCUAAAUUAACUAGGGAAACAACAACCGGGAAAGAAAAGAAAAAAAAACUAAUGAGGAUAUGGUACAUUGGGCUAGACAACUAAAGGUUUGGUCCACUCAACAUUUGGGCCUAGAGGUCCACGUAGAUCCGGGAAAUUACCAUACAUACAUAAUACAUUCAUACUUGGAUAGGCACCCGAGUGGCCCAUCCCUAGGUUCCUACAUGCAACUAUAAACAACCUUAACUACCAUUGAAAGAGGCUUAUUUAUUGGAUUUUCGAGGACCACGAGUGUGCUUAGGACCAGAUGUUAACAGCCGUUGGAUCAUCUAAACCCAUAAGACUCCUCUCAUUUUUAUCUCUUAUGGAAUUCCAAAUUAGAACUUACCUUACCUUUUACAUCCUUCCCAUUAAUUGAUUUGAGUGUCGUAGGACAAAUUCGAUAACCAAUUGGGAUAAUGCUUGUUCAGAUGAUCAAGAUCACUUAUCAUCAAUUGAUUUUGUAACAGCCUUCUCGUUAGGCAACUAUGAUAUGAUAAAAAAUUUCAGGUAUCAAAAUGUAGUUUGGCAAUAAUAUGUUCUAUAAAAAUAUAACUUUUAGGUACCAAAUUGUAAUUCCCUAAAUAACCAAAUAUCCGAUCAUUGUUCAACUAUCCAGUAAAAGCUUCAAACAACUGGUCACGUCGUCCCUCCUUUCCUCCUUCCUACGCUAAGAUCCCCCGGACUCCAUAUUGCAUCCUCCCGCCUUCCAUCGCCGGGUCUCUAAUAAGGUAUUCAACUUCCUACUGUUCGAUUGUGUUCAAGUUGAGGGCUUCUUUCCAUACCGAUGAGUAGAAAGAGGAUAGCUGAGGAAGAUUCAAGCUUUUGAUUCAAUUUUGAGUUUACGAGAGGAUUUCGGAAAAUUGAGGGUUUUCUGGUUCUAGCUGGUACCGGCUGCGCUUGUCUCAACUUGGGUUGUGAAUUAAAUUGUUGGUUCAAGGCUACGAAGGAAAAAUCUUUGGGCUUGGGGCUUGACUUGGUGUGUUUCUUCUUAACAUUACUAGUUUCGCUUGGGGUGGAGAUCAUGAGCCACGAAGGUGGGUAUGUUGUUGAAGUGACGGGGCUUUCUCCCAAAGCCACCGAGAAGGAUGUCCAUGAUUUCUUCGCCUUUUCCGGCGCUAUUCUGCAUAUUGAAAUCGUCAGGUAAACAGAAACCAAGAAGAAAGAAACAUUCUGGGUUUCUUUUUUCUUCUUGUUCCUUCCGAGCUGUUGAAUUUCUUUGUGGGUUUUGGCUUUUCUAAUUCUUUGGAAUUGACAUUUCUGAUUCCUCCUGUACUGCGUAUGUGACAUUCAAAGAUGCAUAUGCCCAGGAGCCAGGAGACUGCUGUCCUACUCAGCGGUGCCACCAUCUUGGAAGAACGAGUGUGCAUAACACGCUGGGGACACUACGAAGAUGAAUUCGAUUUUUGGAACAGGCCUUCAACAACGACGGAUAAUGAAAGUGAAUCGACUCAGCAACACCAGCAAACAGGCCAAUUCGUCGGCGAUGCAGGACAAGCAGUGACAAAGGCUCAGGAAGUGGUGAAAGAAAUGCUAGCCAUGGGGUACGUCCUGGGGAAAGAUGCACUAGGCAAGGCGAAAGAAUUUGACGAGUCCCAUCAAGUCUCAGCAACCGCAACAGCAAAGGUGGCCGAGUUCACCGAGAGAAUCGGCCUUGCUGACAAGCUCUUUGCCGGGAUGGAAGCAGUUAAAGCCGUGGAUGAUAAGUACCACGUCUCCGAGACGACCAAAUCAGCAGUCUCCGCGACAUCGAGACAGCAGCAGCAAACACCGUUAUCAACAGUAGCUACUUCUCUAAGGGCGCUCUUUGGGUGUCUGGUGCUCUGAAUCGGGCUUCUAAUUACGCUUCUGAUUUGGGUAGCCGGGCUGCCCAGCAGCAUUGAGCCUAUUCUGGUCCGGUUUGUCAAAAUCCAGAACUCCCAGCUUAUUUUGGUGGCUGAAAUGAAAGCUCUUUGUAUAGAACUCGUUCUGCUUGACUGUUGGGAAGCGAAAGGGUUACGUUGAAACAUUUGUUGAUAAGGGAUGAGUGAUGACUGAUGAGUAUGACAGAAUUGACUAUCAAGCUGUUAAUAUUAAAAUAAAAUAAAAUCCGGAAGAGCAAAAUUCAGAUUGAUCAGCACCGUUUGUUUAUUUUCUUUUAUUUAAAACCUCAUAAUAUUAGCAUAGAAAGUAGAUAUUCCAAUUGCAUCAUGUAAAUUUCAAUAGCGAACUAUCGAUCGACGAUGCUUCUACUAUCUAAAUGAUUUGUCAAUAAGUUAUUUUUAUGAUAUGCACGAUAGAUUCGUUCGUCACCAUCCAUUCGUGUUGGGGAGAGGUUGCUAAAUUGACGAACAAAGCUAGUAUGAUAGGCGUUGGAAUUGGUUCAUCCUCGACUAUGAGAAGCGAGAUAGCUAUUUGUCGAAUCGAGAUACAUUGCACUCUAAUGUCUAAACUCUUAGGCCAGCUUGAGAUCGUCAAUGACCUCACGAAUCCUUACACAAAUCAUGAAAUAAUUGUCUAAAUUAAUCGUAUAGACUCUGAAUAAGCGACCAUGACAUUUUCAAACCGUUGCUGCCUGACAGACGGAUGGGAAUGGACGAAGAUUAAAUUGUCUCCCAUGCU